This is a messenger RNA of Centropristis striata (black sea bass), 5152 nucleotides long. Its product is annotated as RNA polymerase II elongation factor ELL. Bases 3 to 1802 code for a protein of 599 amino acids. The transcript has 12 exons. Gene Ontology annotation, molecular function: cis-regulatory region sequence-specific DNA binding. The record is from RefSeq and is a predicted model, not a curated record. Gene Ontology annotation, cellular component: transcription elongation factor complex. NCBI's taxonomy places the organism in Eukaryota, Metazoa, Chordata, Actinopteri, Perciformes, Serranidae. Gene Ontology annotation, biological process: positive regulation of transcription elongation by RNA polymerase II; transcription elongation by RNA polymerase II; snRNA transcription by RNA polymerase II.
AAAUGGCAGCGCUGAGACAGGAGCAUCGGUAUGGGCUCUCCUGUGGCAAAAUCAACAAAAACACCCCGAAUCAAACUCUUUAUCACGUCAAACUCACUGACACUGCCAUCCGGACCCUGGAAGCCUACCAGAACCUGAAGGCAUCACUAUCAAAUCAGCCAGCGAUUUGCUUCAAGGGGAGCCAGGGGUAUGUAAAGAUCCCAGCACCAACCCCCGAAUCUCCGGAUGGAUUCAGAGUCUUCUCGUUCUACCUUUCCAGUGACAGCAAAGACAAGCCUCAGUCCAGCUUUGACUGCAUUCACCAGUAUGUCUCAGGGGAGGGCAGGGAUCACCUGGAGGGCCAGGGAAGCAUUCAGGACAAGAUCACAGUUUGUGCCACAGACGACUCCUAUCAGACGACCCGGGAGCGCAUGUCUCAGGUGGAGAAGGACAUCUGGAGCCGCUCAGCAAUUGAGAUCAAACCGGGGCCAAGUAAGUGCGUGAAGGUCCAGAGGAAGCAGGGUCUGGUAUCAGGCUCAGAUAGCAGCAGCAAGCACUCCCCAAGCAACAAGAGGAGCCUGGUUCCCAGCCCUGUGGCACACCGGCCCUUGAGGGAUCGCAUCAUUCAUCUCCUGGCCUUAAAGCCAUACAGGAAACCUGAGCUGCUACUGUGGUUGGAGAGGGAGCGGGCCAGUCUAAAGGACAAGGCUGACCUGACCUCAGUACUGGAUGAGGUUGGUAAACAGAACCCCAAAGACCACAGCUACUCUCUGAAGGAUGAGCAGUACAGACAUGUCCAGAAAGACUGGCCUGGUUAUCUAGAGGAGGAGAAGCAACUCAUCCAUAGGCUUCUGAUCAGGAAACUUCAGCCACUCCACAGUAGCCAGUUGAAGAGUCCCCAGUCCAACCAUUCAUUCCACAAAACUCCUGGGGACUCUCCUUCACAUCUCAGUCCUGCCAAGAAUCUCUCCGUGAAACGCCCAUUGCCCUCGGACCCAUCAAACUGUCAGACCCCCAAAAAACAAAGACUAUUAGACCAGUGUUUGCCUCUGCAGUCGCCAUCUCACGGAGAAUACGGGGCCAAUGGGGCUCGUAGCUCCUCCAGUCAUGGAAACUCUAGGGUACAGAUUAAACUGGAGUUUGACAAAACCAACAAUCAUCUCCAGGGGAGCCCAAAUGGUCUGUACUCGCCGCACAAACUCAGCGGGUCAUCUGCUAUUCCCAAACUGGAGAGGACAGAGCCAGCUCCUAUUGCACCCAGCCCGAAGCCCCCACACACUAACACAGCCAUUUGCACUGAGCAACUGUUCACCAACGGCCAGCAUAAAAAGAAGAGGUCCAAAAAGCACAAAGACAAAGAACGAGAGCGCUUAAAACCAGACUGGAUAGAGACGAGUCCAGACCUGAAGCAGAACCAAGAAAAUCUCAAAGACACAGAGGAAGAGAAAACACCUGUCAAUCGAACGUCAACAGAGCAAUUGCCUGACUAUUUAAUAAAAUACAGCACCAUUACAGCACUGGAGCAGCGCCAAGAGUAUAAGGACGACUUCUGUGCCGAGUAUGAUGAAUACAGAGGUCUUCAUGACCGGAUUGGGGCUAUCACAGAGAUGUUUGUUCAGUUGGGCUCAAAGAUCAACACUCUCUCCCCAGGAACACAAGAGUACAAGCUGAUGGAGGACCAAAUACUACAAAAGUACCGGAAGUAUAAGAAAAAGUUUCCUGGGUAUCGGGAAGAAAAGAAGCGAUGCGAGUACCUCCAUCAGAAACUGUCGCAUAUCAAAGGCCUGAUCACAGAUUACGACCGAGCACAGGGACUCUCAUAGUAAACGGCCUCUACCCUCAGAAGGGUGGAAUAUGACUGGACCAAAAGACUCCUAAUUGACCCAAAGACUGCCCAGCUGGGUCCGGGAGUCGCACAGACACUAUUCACUUUACUCCUCCGAGUGUUAAUGGAAUCGAGGAGCGAGGUUCUUUUUCAAAAGUGGGCUAAGACCACCGACUCGUGAUCAAAUCUUGCCCUUUAACAUUAUGUUUCUCAACUAUGAUUAUCGCUGUAAUGGCUGGAUUCUGUUCUGCUGUAAAAAGGUCUGAUGACGCAGUGAAAGCCAAAUCCAUUUUUCUGAAAUGCAAAGCAGAUGUGAUCCUUCCUGCAUAAUUGCAUUUUUAUUAUAUCUUUUUUCAAAACGGGGGAAAAAAGAAAAACGCUGAUUUAUUGAAGAAAAAAAAAAGAAGUAUUAAAUUGAUGGUACAAUCAAUCUUAGGGGGAAACAAAUGCUACUAAAGUCUUUAUAUUUAACACAUAAAAGAAUCUGUUCAUUUGCUGGUAGAACAUCAACACAUUCAAUCACGUCAAUUAUUCAUUAAUUACAAUAGGAUCACAUAAUGACAAUAAUAAGGUCACACAUUAACAAUGUAUCUCCUUUCAGACCACAUGCAAACUAAAUUUUAUCACCCAUACAAAGCCUAUAUUUCUGACCCGACAAAGGUGUAUCUCAAUGUAUCACUAAAAUGCAUUUUAAAGCAUCAUAUGCAAAGUUCUUUGGGCUUUCAGCAUAAUUUAAACAAGGAUUUACCAUGUAGCUUUCUGACAACGUCCUGUGUCAUUUCUAAGAAAUGUUGGAAUGCCACAAAACCACUCCUCCCAGUACCUGAAUGCUGGUUUCAGGACAAUGCUUGUCCACAUUUGGCAUCAACUUCACCCUCAUGUAGCCUACCACAAACUGCCUUUUCAUUAUCAACUCUCUCAAGUCUUCUGGUUACAGGUUUGUUAGCUGACACACAGAAAUUGUGCUUUACUUACGCUGUAGAUGAACUCACAAGCUUGAUAAAACAUAACUUUUCACUCUACAUGCAGAUUUAAAAGCUUACAGGGUAUUUUAUCUUCAAGGUUUUCCACACAUUUUUGAUUUCCUUUGAUUUUGCUUUGGUUGGAGUCUUGAGAUAAAUCGCAAUAGAGAUGCCUUUAACAAAUCAGACCGUGUAAAGAGGAUGGCACUGUGGGUCGGUCACUAAGUUCACACCACUUUGUCUCAGUUGGGUGUAAAGAGCAGGCGGACCUCUAGAGGCCGCCAGCAGAGUAAUUUUGGACUUUGAGUUAUUUCUCUCAAGGCAGGUACAUCUGAAUAUCCACAAACCGUAGUUUUAUUUCACCUAAUAAUUAGCUGUAGCCUGACGUAGUUAAUAGUGCUCAAAUUUCAGUGUUCUUUGGACGUUUGCAUCAAUGUAGCUGUACUCACAACUGUUGUCUUAAUAAUGGCUUAAAAUGGGAGAAUGAAACUAAUAUUUGCCUUAACAUGUAUGUCAGACAUUUCCAAGAUUAUGCCAUCCCUGCUCUGAAAUGUUGUCGAUUUAACCUGCACAGUUCAAAUCUUUCUGACUUUUCCUGUAAAUGUCUUUUAGUUUGAAGGAACUUCAGUUACUGGAUAGUUGUUACUGGAUAGUUGUUGUCUUAUCUGUGUUGUUUCUUGUGUUUUUUUCUAUGUACGUCUUAAUCAUUUUCUAUUUCUGUCAGAUAAUCAUUCAAGGAAUUCACUUUUCAAUCCUAUCAACCACCAGUAUCAAAAGAAAGAAUCGUUGCAGAAACCUACAAAAAAUAAUGUGCUUUGUUUCUCUUGAUUUCUCAAUGAAAAUAUUCAGUGGGGUUUUUGUCACAUAUUUACCAGCUUCAAUGUUUUUAUUUUUAUUUUAUUUGCAAGGUUUCUUCUGGUAUGUUUGAAGGAUUUGAGACUAGCAACAGUUGCUCCGUCUUGGCACAUAUGAACGUUUUCAAGAAAGGAAUAUUUAUUAGCACUGACUAUUGGAAAAAUGAGAAUUGUAAGCCCAGAUUUUGAGCAUUAAAUAUCAAAGCUAAAAAUGCUGGAUUGUUAAAGCUCCGGUACACCUACAGUAAUGUUUUCUUUAUUUUGGCUGUUUGGAUCUCUUCUUAGGAUCAGUUCUCACACUUUUAUGAUUCUUGUUAAUAUGAAUUUUGAUGAGGUGAAAGAAAAUGUGCCAAUGGCUCUACCCAACUUGAGAAAAAGUCUAAUCGGUCCAAAUGAGUGAAAACAACUGUGUGUUUUGUUCUGGUACUGGAUCUGGAAAUCAAUGCUCAGAAAAACAAGAUAAUUUAUUUGUGUUUCACAGAAUUUCUUUGAAAACAGAAAGGUACUUAAAGUGUUUUUGAAAUGGCAGUGUAGAAAUGUCCACAUAAACGCCAUUCAUGAGAACUUAAAAGUAAUAACAAUUUAAAGAACUAAUUCAAGUCAAGGGCUUCCCAAUUGCCACUAAAGUAGUAUUGGUCAAUUGUACAAUACAUAUGUAAUCAAACAAACUGCAUCAUGGGCAAAAUAUCAGUUGAAUCAGUAUGAAUGAAAAUAAUUGUACCAUUUUGUUUUGGGGAAACCAGACCCAUAGUUAAACGGGCAUCUCAAGUGCUAACUGUGAUGUUGUUGUUUUUUUACUGUUGCAGGAGCUAACUACUGAUGGUGCCUUUUUCAUUCAAAGAAUACUACCACUCUGUAUUAAACCAUCAUUGAUGUUCUGGAAGAAAAAAAAAUGGGGCAACAGUAUUCACACAUCUGUAGCUUCACAAUGUUGCCACUUUUCAAAGUGCUUUGUUCAUUUUUAUUUUUUUUUGGUUGAGUUGAUAUCAGAUGCCUUGUAAACUGUAUAAAGUGUACUGGCAAUAGGAUUUUUCCAGACAUAAAAAAUUGGCAUUUUUGAAAAUGCAAGGUCUUCAGGACAGAUUAACUGCAUCUGCUGUUAGCUAUUUUCAUACAAGUAUAUAUGAAAGAAUUACCUGGUAUUUUGUCUUCGUUUCUAUUUCCGACCCAGCAAACUGUUUCCAUAAAUUGAAUACUGGUGCAUUUAAUUGGUUUGUUGGUACUGGAAGAACAAUGCCUCAAUGGAAAUGUGAAAUCAAACAUUUUGCCUAUUGCGAAUCACUGCAAUUGAUCUACCUAGGAGAACAAAUUCCUUUAUUUAUUGCUUUGUAUGUGUUUGUCCUUUUUCUGGGAUUCACCUUUGCAUAGGUUGUUCAUUCUUUUCACAGCAAAACUCAAAGUAUGGUGAAAGGGAAAUGGAAUAUAUUUUUGCAAUUUUUUGAUGGUGGAUGCCUUAUCACAAUGUCAUCCUCUUGAGAAAAGCUUUCAGAAAAAAGUGUAUUGUUGUCUAAAUAUAAAUGAAAAAUAAAGCU